Molecule: messenger RNA, 1794 nt
Organism: Silurus meridionalis
Lineage: Eukaryota; Metazoa; Chordata; Actinopteri; Siluriformes; Siluridae
Exons: 7
Coding region: 262-1254 (330 amino acids)
Biological process (GO): positive regulation of T cell proliferation; cell surface receptor signaling pathway; negative regulation of T cell proliferation
Cellular component (GO): external side of plasma membrane
Source: RefSeq, a predicted model, not a curated record
GAUUCAAGUUUGAUGCCAUUAUAUGAUUUACAGUUGAGCGUCCACUCAUUUCUGCUAUUCAAAAUACAUUAGGGACUUUUUCACAUCUACGUGGUCACUGACAUGCUGCUACUUUUGCACUUCCUGUAUAAACUGUGAGUGUGUGAAUGUGAUCUAUAGACUGUUCAUUAUUAUUAGUCACGGUGCAGCAGUUGGUCAGUGUGUGUUUGGCUCUCGUUUAGUUUUUCGGAUUAAUCUGUGGUUUCGGGUCCUUGUCAAAGAAUGAAGGUGUUUUUCCUUCUGCUCCUCAUACAGCUUCAUAUCACUGAAGGCUGCAGGAAGCUGGAAGGAAAUACAGACGUAAGACAGAUCACUGCCUACCCAGGAGACUCAGUACUGCUGUCCUGCUCCUGCACUGACCUCCACACCAAACCUCAGAGCUUCACAUGGAGCAAAUAUUCCAGUCCGAGUGAAUGGAUAAAUAUAUCCUUGGAUCGUGAGCCGUACAAAUACAGAUAUCAGCUGGUUAAUGAACAGUCUUCAGGAAAUCUCUCUCUGCUCAUAUCCAACCUGACUGUAGAGGAUGGAGGAGAUUACAGGUGUAAUCUUACAGAGAGUGAAUACAGACAGAUCAGACUCACUGUUCACGUUUGCACACGGAAUCAGCAGACAGUCAGUGUGACUGGAUACAUGGGGAAGUCUGUCCUUCUGCCCUGCUUCCUCUCUGAGCCAUCACACACUUUGAGAUGGUUGUUUUCAAAAGAAUGUGAUUACAAAGAAAUCUUCCCCAAGAACCAAAUAAAAGGCUACACAGACAGAGUUCAGCAGUUUAAUGAUCAUUCAGGAAACAUCUCUCUUCUCAUAUCAGACCUGACUGUGAAGGAUGGAGGGUAUUACAUGUGUGAGAUCAGGAACAGCAGCAAUACAACCAUCCAUCUUACAGUUAAAGGGGCUCUGACAGGAUCUUCAGCAUCUACACCAGUGAUCACAACAUCUUUACCUACAUCCACAGCAGACACCACCACCAUUUUCAUCUGUACUGCUGUAGCUCUAAUGCUACUACUGCUACUUGGGGGAGUCAUGUACUGGAAAUCCAGAGGGCAGAGACGAAGACAGAUUGAGAACGGUGAUGAACAACCAGGAAUGAGGAUACAGCAGAAUGAGCAGGAGGAUGUGAUGUACAUGACUGUAGACCACAGUAACACUGUGAGAGCUGAACAAACUCCAGUGGCAUCAGAAGAUACUGCAGUGUAUUCCCUCGUCCAAACUCAUUAAGACACACACACACACAAUUAUACGAAUGUUUGUGUGGUCUUUCAUUUACUUGUGUGUGACUUUUAGCAAAAUAGAUAUAGAUAUAGAUAAAUAUAGAUAUAAAACAUAAAAAAAUAAACUUCAAAGAAAAAAUAUUUCUAAUCAAUAAACGUUUGUUUUACUGAAGCGCCACGUCUCAAAUCAAAGACCAAAAUCCAGCAAUUAAAACUGUCCAUGAGGAAACAUAGCAAAGGCUUCCGUUUGGUGUCCUGAUGAUUAACAGAAUUUAAAACACCAUAAUUACUUUAAAACAUUUACAAGAUUAUUUUGUCCUUAUGCUCUAAGUUAAGUUGAUCUUCUUCUUCUUCUUCGGUUCUCCCAUUAGGGGUCGCCACAGCGGAUCAUCCAUCUCCAUUCCCCCUUGUCCUCUAUAUCGGCCACUUUCAAACCAGCUACCUGCAUGUCUUCCCUCACCACAUCUAUAAACCUCCUCUUUGGCCUUCCUCUUUUCCUUCUUUCUGGUGUCUCCAUCCUCAACAUUCUCCUACCGAUGUAUCCCUC